GAGAAGUUCAUGUCGGGUCCAACAAAAACGCGGAGCAUAUUCAGAGGGAGAUCGCGCGCAAGCAGGCGAAACAAGUGUUGUCGGAUGUGUAUCCCCAUCUCACCUUCUACGCCGACAGGCAGAAAGUUUCGGUGUCCAUGAACUGGAAGCCGCUCGUCCAUCUUCGGCCGGUCCCUGACACGGAUAUACUUGAUGUCAUGCACGUGUUGACCAACAUGCAGCCGGAGGGCAUCGAGAGAUAUCACAUCGAACGAAGGCUUUUCCUGGCCUUGCGCACGAGCGAUG
Messenger RNA from Prorocentrum cordatum, 285 nucleotides. The record is from the annotation of a GenBank genome assembly. Lineage: Eukaryota; Dinophyceae; Prorocentrales; Prorocentraceae.